Molecule: messenger RNA, 2112 nt
Organism: Odontomachus brunneus
Lineage: Eukaryota; Metazoa; Arthropoda; Insecta; Hymenoptera; Formicidae
Gene: Trxr1
Product: thioredoxin reductase 1, mitochondrial
Exons: 8
Coding region: 269-1753 (494 amino acids)
Biological process (GO): cellular response to oxidative stress; cell redox homeostasis; glutathione metabolic process
Cellular component (GO): mitochondrion; cytosol
Molecular function (GO): thioredoxin-disulfide reductase (NADPH) activity; flavin adenine dinucleotide binding; glutathione-disulfide reductase (NADPH) activity
Source: RefSeq, a predicted model, not a curated record
GAGUUCUCAUUGGAUGCCGCUCAUCACUCGUCGCCCAUUGUGUUCAGUGUGCGAGGCCUACGAGGGAAGGGGUAGUGAACGUAUAGUAGAUGGUGGUGAUGGAACUCAUGACGAGUAGGCGUUCACCAGUGUCAGUGUGAUUGGGUCAGUCCUUGCGACAUUUGUACGCGAAGCGGACGCAACACGUGACUCGAGAUCGCGAAGGAUUCAAGCGGGAAAGAUAGAUCGUGUAAUUCAUUCUUACGCACGAGGAGCGAAGAGAGUAGCGAUGGCGCCGAUCUCGGAGCAGAGCUACAUGUAUGAUCUCUUAGUCAUUGGUGGAGGUUCUGGUGGAUUAGCAGCAGCCAAGGAAGCUGUGGAGCUGGGAGCUAAGGUAGCUGUUUUGGAUUAUGUGAGUCCUUCUCCUCGUGGUACUACUUGGGGCUUGGGUGGCACCUGCGUCAAUGUAGGAUGUAUACCAAAAAAGUUAAUGCAUCAAGCUGCAUUGCUCGGUGAAGCUAUUCAUGAAGCAGCUACAUUUGGUUGGCAAUUACCAGAUCCCAAGACUAUCAAGAUUGACUGGGAAGCCAUGAGAUCUGCUGUACAGGAUCAUGUCAUGUCUGUCAAUUGGGUCACUCGUGUUGAUCUUAGAACAAAGAAAAUUGAUUACAUCAACGCUCUUGCAUAUUUCAAGGAUGCACACACAAUAGUUGGAAUUACCAAGAAAAAAGAGGAGAAGGUCAUUACUGCUCAAAAUAUAUUGAUCGCGGUGGGUGGUAGGCCUAGGUAUCCCGAUAUUCCAGGUGCUCUGGAGUAUGGCAUAAGUAGUGACGAUAUUUUCAGUUUAAAACAUGCUCCAGGAAAGACUCUUGUCGUCGGUGCUGGAUACAUCGGUCUGGAGUGUGCUGGUUUUCUCAAUGGGUUAGGCUACGAUGCGACAAUAAUGGCCCGAUCGAUCGUGUUGCGUGGAUUCGAUCAGCAAAUGGCGAAUAUCGUCGCCGAGGAGAUGGAACAUCGUGGCGUGCACUUCAUUUAUCAGGCAAAACCGAAGAAGAUUUCCAAGCAAGACGACGGCCGUCUGCUCGUUGACUGGAUCGACAAAGACGGAGAAAUUCAUCAAGAUGUGUACGAUACCGUUCUAUUUGCUAUCGGCCGGCGGCCGCUCACGGAAGAACUCAAACCAGAAAACGCCGGUUUGAAGCUUCACUCGGAAAACAAUAAGAUCGAUGCAAUUAACGAACAGACGAAUGUUCCAAACAUUUACGCGGUCGGCGACAUACUUCACAAAAAGCCCGAACUAACGCCCGUCGCUAUACACGCGGGUAAAUUGUUGGCGAGAAGACUGUUCGGUAAUUCAUCUGAGCAGAUGGAUUACACAAAUGUGGCAACCACAGUGUUCAGUCCUCUGGAAUACGGAUGUGUCGGGCUGAGCGAGGAAGCGGCGGUCGCGCAUUAUGGAGAGGAAGAGAUAGAGAUUUAUCACGCUUAUUACAAACCAACAGAAUUUUUCAUACCACAGAAGAACGUCGCUCACUGUUACGUGAAAGUUGUCGCGCUUAGAAACGGCGAUCAAAGAGUCCUCGGAAUGCACUUUAUCGGGCCGAACGCCGGCGAAGUGAUUCAAGGAUUUUCAGCUGCGGUUAAGUGUGGCUUAACAUUCCCGAAACUGAAGUCUACCGUUGGAAUCCAUCCAACCAGCGCGGAAGAGUUUACGCGCCUGUUCAUCACCAAGCGUUCAGGUCUGGAUCCGACACCGCAGAGCUGCUGUAGUUAGACUAAUGCAUAUGGACUACGCAAUUAUUUAGGAGAUUACGCAGCUCGUAUUCUUGUAAUGAAAACCAACCGACUUUUAAUUCUUUUUGGACGAUAUAAUUUUUCACCGCUAUGUACGAGAACGUUAGUAUUACCGUACGGUACGGCGAAGGGAUCUACAAAGAGAACGAACAGCCCGCUGCAACGUCGCAUUAACAGUAACUUUUUAUAUGCAUUAUUUUUCCAACAAACAACACAUGAUUUUGUCUUGCAUUAUACAUACAAUAUGUGAUAAUUUAUUACUCAUCAGUGUGAUAAUUCGUACUGUAACAAACUGUUAAAUCCGAACGGAUACUGUAAUAAAACAUUAAGAGAAAGAGA